Tripterygium wilfordii is the source of this 2264-nucleotide messenger RNA. RefSeq names its product sodium/calcium exchanger NCL-like. Gene Ontology annotation, cellular component: membrane. The coding region runs from base 225 to 1955 and encodes 576 amino acids. The transcript is spliced from 7 exons. Gene Ontology annotation, molecular function: calcium ion binding; calcium:proton antiporter activity. NCBI's taxonomy places the organism in Eukaryota, Viridiplantae, Streptophyta, Magnoliopsida, Celastrales, Celastraceae. The record is from RefSeq and is a predicted model, not a curated record. Gene Ontology annotation, biological process: calcium ion transmembrane transport; intracellular calcium ion homeostasis.
AGGACAUCCCAUAUCCGCCGUACGCGGCCCGCACACGGUUCAGACGCUCAUCAAUCUCUCUCUCAUCGUCAUGAUUGACACCAUUGCCGCUUAUUCCAGAUUCACGUAUCUUCUUCAUACCGAUAAACACGUAGUAUUGAUGGAUUUGUUUUCUCGUUAUAAAUACACGCACUGAUAUCUUCCAAGAUAUACUCUCUCGAUUCAACGAACCCCGCAAUUGAAAAAUGCGCAAAUCGGUUCUCGCCUACCUCUCCCUCCUUCUUCUCCUCCUUAUCCUCUGCGGCUGUGCAAACGGUCGUGACCUUCCAUCGUCGUUGGAUCUGGUUUCCGAUGGCCUGCAAAGUGAGCGGGACCCACCUUAUCUGCUUCUCAAGUCGUUCUCUGCGGCGGGGGUGGAGGAGUCGUGUGAGCAGACGUAUGGGUUCUUGCCCUGCACCAAGACUACUUUGGGGAACUUGUUCUUGAUACUCGUUUAUGGCUACCUCAUGUUCACGUCGGCUACUUAUUUGUCUAGUGGAAGCGAGUUGCUGCUGGAGAUCCUCGGGCCUGGUAUUAUUGGCGGUCUCUUUUUGCCCGUCCUCGGCGCCCUUCCCGAUGCAAUGCUGAUUCUCGUAUCUGGACUUUCUGGAAGUAAAGAAACUGCUCAAAGUCAGGUAUCUGUUGGAAUGGGGUUAUUGGCUGGAUCAACUGUCAUGCUUCUUACUGUCAUAUGGGGAACUUGUAUUAUUGUUGGCAAGUGUGACAUUCAUGAUUCAAUCGCCAGAGAUGGACAAAAUACCAAAGGAUUUAGCUUGACUGGCAAUGGUGUUAGUACUGAUGUCUGGACAUGUUAUGCUGCAAUGAUAAUGGCUAUAUCUGUUAUCCCGUUUCUUGUUGUCCAACUACCUCAAGUUCUCCAUUCAACUUCAGGAAGACACUUAGCCGUCUUGAUUGCACUUAUUAUAUCAGUGUCAAUGUUGAUAUCUUAUUGCCUUUAUCAGGUCUUUCAACCAUGGAUCCAGAGGAGACGAAUUGUUUAUGCAAAGCACAAGCAUGUGAUAUCGGGAAUGUUAAAACAUUUUCAUGCAUUGGGAAAGCUUAUGACAGAUGAUGGUGAACCUGAUAUAGAUGCCAUAAAAAAGUUAUUUGUAGCAAUUGAUGCAAAUAAAGAUGAGCAAAUUUCUGCUACUGAACUAAAAGCACUGAUUAUUGGAAUCGGGUUUCAAGAGAUUGACUUGGAUAAAGAUGAUUCUAUGACUAAAUUGAUGGAAGAUUUUGAUACAUCUGGAAAUUCCGAAAUUGACAUGGAGGAGUUUGUAAGGGGCAUCACAAAAUGGCUUGAUGAAGCAAAACGGGCUUGUGCAACCUCUGAAGGUCGUGGUUCUCAGACAUGGAAGUUUAUAGAUGACUUUCACCUGCAAACAAAGAGAGAGCAUGCACUGUUGGGGCCAGAAGAUCAAAGUGAUGAAGUGGUCGAGGGUGUUGAAAAUUCCCGGUGGAUUUCAUUUAAAGCAGUACUUAUGUUGUUGCUGGGAACUAUCAUUGCAGCUGCAUUUGCUGAUCCUCUUGUAGAUGCUGUUGAUAACUUCUCUGACGCAACAAGUAUUCCUACUUUCUUCAUCUCAUUCAUUGCAUUGCCCUUAGCCACCAACUCAAGCGAAGCUGUUUCGGCAAUUAUCUUUGCCAGCCGGAAAAAGCUCAGAACUGCUUCAUUAACCUUUUCUGAGAUAUACGGGGCAGUAACCAUGAAUAACAUCCUCUGUCUCUCCGUCUUCCUAGCCCUUGUUUAUGUCAGGGGAUUGACUUGGGACUUCUCGUCCGAAGUGUUGGUUAUUCUUAUCGUCUGUAUUGUGAUGGGUGCUUUGGGCAGCUUGCGCACAACCUUCCCUCUUUGGACAUGUUCAGUGGCUUAUCUCCUUUACCCAUUUUCACUUGCUCUGGUUUAUGUUUUAGACUACGUUUAUGGUUGGUCAUAGAUGUAUUGACGAAGUCAUAUACUCGGCACUCUUGAGAAUGUUUGAUACGUUCUGUGAGUGAGAGACUGUAUCAGGAUUUCUAACUCUCAUAUAGGAGUUGAGGAAUUUUUGAAGAACCAGGAAUCCAGAUUAAUUGUGAUUCUUUGUUUGGAUCAGUUUUUAGGGUAUAUGCUCGAAACUUGAAUAUUUCUGAGCUUGGCUAUAGUUACUGCUAUUCUUCUGUAGUUUGCAUCAUAAUUACUUUAUAACCUUGUUUAUAUUUAUACUACUAUUCAGACCAUGAUACUGAAAUCUAUCAGCUUAGGAGCA